GCAGGCUAGCCAUCAUCAACGCUCGUCGCCGUCGCCGUCGCUCUCGUCGUCGUCGCCGUCGUUGCCAACAAUGCUCUCCAAAGCCUUGCUUCCCGCCCUCCUCUCCCUCUCCCUCCACCCCGCCUUCGCCCGUGCCUACUCGUGGGCUUUCGACAACUCUCCGACCCAGUGCGAAGACCUCUCGCUCUCCAUCUCCGGCUCCGGUGGACAGGCCCCAUACACCCUCCUCAUCGUCCCCACCGGCCCCAGCCCCCUCGCCAACAACAUCGAGGCCCGCACGAUCCAGUCCAUCCCCUUCAACUCCUCCACCUCCCUCAAAUUCAAACUCGCCUAUCCCGCAAACUCCUCUUUCGUCGCAGUCGUCAGUGAUGCGAGUGGCUUCGGCACCGGCGGAACGAGUAUCGCUGCGACCGUCCAAAAUUCCGCAGACACCUCCUGCUACGACUCCACCAAAGACGUCGCCGGGCCCUGGGUCUUCAGUACCGACCCCACCGGCGGCCUCACCCAGUGCGAGUCCGUCCGCCUCUACUGGAACUCGGCCCUCACAAACGGAACCGUGAGCUUCGUCGGCGUCAUCCCCGGAGGACAAUCUUUCAGCAUCCCUAAUUCGACCCUUUCCACCAACUCGCUCACUGGCACUGGCUUCAACUGGACGGUCGAUGUCCGCGCCAGCACAACCAUGCUCGUCGUCGCGGGAGACGACAGAGGCAUCGGCGUCGGCGGCAGCGCCCAGUAUACGAUCGGGUACGCGACGAGCAGCGCGAGUAACUGUCUGACGGAUAACUCGCCGUCGUCUACGGCCGGCGACCCUGCGGGUGGGAGCUACCCCACGAGCACGAACGGCUCUGGUACGGGCGGGAGCAGCAGUAGUAGUGGCGGCAGCCACACAGGUGCCAUCGUCGGCGGCGUCGUCGGCGGCAUCGCGGCCCUUAUCGUCGGCAUCCUCCUCGGCCUCUUCUGCCUCAAACGCCGCCGCUCCGAGAUCCACACGAAAGAGCGCCCCGUCGACCUCCUGCAAGACCACGACGACACCCCGCCGCACCCCGCCGCCGAGCUCCCGCAGUACUACGCCCCGGACCCAUUUCUCGUCCCGGACCCCACCAUCGCCGCGACCUCCGACGCCGGCUCGACGCACCCCGACGAGGGCCUCGGCGCGAGCGGCUCGCAGCGCCCGACGUCGUACACCGAGUCGGACAUCCUAAUGCGGCCCGGCACGCCCGGCCACCGCUCGAUGGCGAGCAUGUCGACGAACACGCGCAAGGGCGGGCUGCCGCCACCGCAGAUGCGGCCGGUGAACUUCAUCCAGCACGACGACGCGGGCCCGUCGGCGCCGCCUGCGCACGAGGGAGAGGAGGAGCCGGAGACGAUCGAGCUGCCGCCCGCGUAUACGAAUUUGCGGACGUAG
Heterobasidion irregulare TC 32-1 is the source of this 1405-nucleotide messenger RNA. RefSeq lists its product as uncharacterized. NCBI's taxonomy places the organism in Eukaryota, Fungi, Basidiomycota, Agaricomycetes, Russulales, Bondarzewiaceae. The coding region runs from base 71 to 1405 and encodes 444 amino acids. The record is from RefSeq and is a predicted model, not a curated record. The transcript is spliced from 5 exons.